Messenger RNA from Saccostrea echinata, 2965 nucleotides. Its product is annotated as E3 ubiquitin-protein ligase MIB2-like. Bases 1 to 2922 code for a protein of 973 amino acids. NCBI's taxonomy places the organism in Eukaryota, Metazoa, Mollusca, Bivalvia, Ostreida, Ostreidae. The transcript is spliced from 19 exons. Gene Ontology annotation, molecular function: NAD+ poly-ADP-ribosyltransferase activity; protein binding; ubiquitin-protein transferase activity. Gene Ontology annotation, biological process: protein ubiquitination. Gene Ontology annotation, cellular component: cytoplasm. The record is from RefSeq and is a predicted model, not a curated record.
AUGAUGUGGAGCUUGAAAGGGGUUCGUGUUGUCCGUGGACCUGACUGGAGCUCCUCUGAUGUUGAUGGAGGUGAAGGCUAUGUAGGCACAAUAACUCAGGUGGAUUACAAUGAGGAGAGAGUGACAGUUGUAUGGGACAUUGGUAGAGAAGUAACAUUUCCUUAUACAGAGGGAAAAUAUUAUCUACUGGUGUUGGAUAAUUCCCCAGCAGGAAUCAUUCACAAAGAUGUAAGUUGUACUACGUGCAAAAGAAAAGAAAUCCCAGGGAUGAGAUGGGUGUGCCUCAAGUGUAAAAAAGUUAACCUGUGUUCUACAUGUUACAUGGCAGGAAAGCAUGAAACUGACCAUGAAUUUGGAAGGAUUGAUAUGCCAAAUUCUUCAAUAAUUAAAGUUGGUAUUAGAAAAAAGAGCACAAAGAAAAAGUCUUGGGGACUCUUCCCAAAGGCAAAGGUACAGAGGGGAAUUCACUGGAAAUGGGGAGACUCUAAUGGUGGAAAGGAGGUUCAUGGAUUGAUACAGAACAUCUGUGACUGGGGCCCCAGUGGUCACAGUGGUGCUGUUAGAGUUUGCUGGGAGAACAGGAACCACACGGUGGAGCGCUACAGGGUGGGAGGGGAUGGUGAAGUGGAUCUCAUGGCUGUACAGUCUGCUGAGGGAAAUGCUUACUAUCCAGAACAUCUGCCUAAUGUUGGUCUUGAAAUCUUGGAUGCUGGAGACCAUAAGAUUGGAGACAAAGUGCAAAUAAAUCUCAGUGCUUCAGAACUCAGAGUCCUGCAAUCAUCCAGUGACAUUGGCUGGCAAGAGGAGAUGACCUAUUGUGUAAACAACACUGGGACUAUAAUUCACAUUCCUUCUAUAUGUCAAGCCAGGGUUCAGUACCAAAAUGGACUGCUAUUCAACUUCCAGAAAUUUGUCCUUCAUAGAGUUCACCGCCUUGAAAUGGGAGAUCUUGUUAGAGUAAUGAAAGAUAAAACAAUAGCAUUUCGACUUCAGCAAGGACAUGGUGGCUGGUCAAAGAAUCAAGACUUGACAUUAGGACGGCUGGGUAGGAUUGUCAAUAUUGAUGAUGAUGGCGAUGUGUCUGUGACUGUUGGGGACAGUCAACACCUGUACAGCCCAGUGUGUCUAGAUGUGGUGGAUCCAAAUUCUCUGUCAGCCAGGGAGAAGGUGCCCUCUAUACCGAGUAAUCUCCACUCCAUUAGAUUAUUUGACUUUGAAUUAGGAAGACCUAGCAAAAUUGAUUCCAUGCCACAGUUAACAUCUGUUGUAAAAGCUGCAGCCAGAGGAAAUUUGGAUUCUAUAAAGCAGAUCCUAAAAGCAGACAAGAGGAAGGUGGACAACAUUGAGAAUGGAGUGACUGGCUUGCAGGUAGCCAGCAACAAUGGCCAUGAGAAAGUUGUCAAAUUUCUUCUGGAGAGAGGUGCUGAUAUAAAUAAAGUGGACAAAGAAGGAAACACACCUCUCCAUUUUGCUGUGCAUGGACAAAAGACAGCUGUAAUAAAACUGUUACUUGAGCAGAAAGCGGAUUCCUCUAUACAGAACAGUGCUGGACAGACAGCAUUACAUCUGGCUAUAGACAGACAACAGAUAGAGAGUAUAAAAGCUCUUGUCAUUGGCCCCUGUGAUGUACAUGUCAAGGAUAGCCAGGGAGACACGUCAGUUCAUGCUGCUAUCAGAACGAGACAGGAGAAGAUUCUGAAUGCAGUCCUUAGAACAUACCAGGUGAAGUUCCAUACAGAGAAUACAUCAGGAUAUGACAUGCUUCAAUGGGCUGUUUAUAAUAACUUUAAAAGUGCUGUAGAGUUGAUACUGGCAAGAUGUAGCCACUGUCUGCCUGAGCUGGUAAACAGAAGAAUGUCUAAUAAUGGGUUUACUGCCCUUCAUAUAGCAGCCUUCCAUAACUUCAGAGACUGUGCCCAUAUUCUGAUAACUAAGGGAGAAAUGAAGAUAGACAUGGUAGAUAGUAAGGGACAAACUCCUCUCCAUCUUGCAGCAGACCAGGGGCAUCUGAAUAUGGUAGAAUUUCUAGUAGAAUUUGAUUUGAAGGUGAAUGCUCAAGACAAAAAUGGAAAUAGUCCAUUGCACUUAGCUCAGAUGAAAAAUCGUAAUUUUGAGGCUGCAGAGGGAUCAGAAGUAAACAAGACAAACAACUAUAUAUUAAUAUCCUGCCUACUGGUUGAACAUGGUGCGGAACUAGACAUAAAAAAUAAGCAGGGAAAAACGCCAUUUGAUUACACCAAUCAACAUUCAAAGCUGUUUCUUGAGAGGAUAUCAAAAGCAGCCAAACAUCAAAGGUCAGCUAACUCAGCAGGGGGGAUCUCUCUCCCUCUGCACUGGUCAAGUAUGGAGAAUAAAGGCUUUGAUCUGGUCAGUUUAGAUUGCAAAAAAUCUGAAGAGAGAGCAGAGUUUUCCAGUGUGUCUUCUGUCAUAGUAAAUGGACUUCCUAAUGCUGAAGUGAAGGAGGUCAUCAGAGUGCAGAAUGAACAUUUAUGGAUGCUUUACUCUGUAAAAAAGAAAAUGUUUACCAAAAAGUAUGGAAGAGGAAACGAAAAUGAAGUCAGACUCUUACAUGGGACCAAGUCCGAGACUGCAUUUAAAAUAUGUGAGGAAAAUUUUGACUUCAGAAUCGCUGGUGAAAAUCUCAGCCCCAUGUAUGGGAAAGGGGUAUACUUUGCUACAGAACCUUCCCUGUCUGACCAUUAUUGUUCAGAGGAGGAAAACAACGGACUGAAAUACAUGCUGAUGGCUCGGGUCCUGGCAGGAAAAAUGGGGUAUGGCUCCCCAGAAUUACGGAAGCCUCCUGAUGCUUGUGACUGUGUUGUGGAUUAUCCGUCCAAACCUCGGAUUUACUGUGUUUUUGAUUUUAAUCAGCUUUAUCCAGAAUAUGUUAUAAAAUAUAAACUAGUAGAUAGCAUAAAGUAAUUGAAGGUUUAAAGGUGAAUAACUCCAUGUGCCAUUUGUAAGA